Molecule: messenger RNA, 1407 nt
Organism: Monoraphidium neglectum
Lineage: Eukaryota; Viridiplantae; Chlorophyta; Chlorophyceae; Sphaeropleales; Selenastraceae
Exons: 2
Coding region: 1-1407 (468 amino acids)
Biological process (GO): protein phosphorylation
Molecular function (GO): ATP binding; protein kinase activity
Source: RefSeq, a predicted model, not a curated record
AUGAAGCGCGAGCCCGCCGGCUCCAGCAACGACAGCCUCGUGAGGAAGGUCGAGGGCGAGUGGGUCCAGAAGCCCAUCACUUACACGACGGUCGGCGGCAUGCUUUACAGCCUGUAUGACCUGGCGGCGGGCGACCUGGGUGACGCGCUGCACGGCCACAGGCUCUCCUUCUCAUCAGCAAACGCAUGUGGAGACUCGGGCAUCUCUGGGUCGGCGGUGGCGCCACCCUCCUUAAACGACCCGCAGCAGCAGCCGGCCGCAGUGGCAGCAGGGGCGGCCCAGCACGAUCAGGAGGCUCCCACCAAGCGCGCCCCCUUCCAGCACCGCCUCAAGGCUCUUUUCAAGCUCGACGAUAAGAAGCCGCAGACGCAGCCAUCCAAGCAGCCGCAGCCGUCGCCGCAGCCGCAGCCGCAGCCGCAGCCGCAGCCGUCGCCGCAGCCGCAGCCGCAGCCACAGCCGUCAGCCGGCAACCUGCUGCCCACCGCCACCGCCAAGGCCCUCGCAGCCGAGCUCGUCACCGCCGUCGGCACCGUGCACGAAGCCGGCAUCGUCCACCUCGACCUGAAAGCUGAGAACUUCCUGGUGGCAGCCGACGGCCACCUGCGGCUCGGCGACUUUGGCUGCGCGGCGCGGGCCUGCCAGCCUGCGCUGGGCGCCAGCGGCACGCCCUUCUUCAUGGCGCCGGAGCAGCACACCGACCUUGACGGCUUCUGGCGCCGCCUCGGCGCCAACAUCCGCAAGGAGCUGCAGGACUUUGCCUUCCUCCUGGGCUUCAAGUUCAACAGCCGCCCCGCCGACGUGUGGGCGCUGGGCGCAACCCUCUUGACAGCGCUCCUGCCGUUCCCCGAGGCAGAGGCGGCCCUGGCAGCCGCGCGCGCCGGCAAGAAGUGGGUCCCCGCCCCCGGCUCUGCCGGCGCCGCGCUGCCGGCCGACCUGUGGGACCUGCUGUUCAGCUGCAUGCUGGCGCGGCGCCCCGGCCGGCGGCUGACGGUGCGGCACCUCAAGGGCCACGCCUUCUUCGCCGGCGUGGACUGGGCGGCCGUCGAGGCGCGGACUGUGCCGCUGCCCAUCGACCUCGUGGCGCUGGCAAAGAUCGGCCGCGAGGCGGCCGCCGCCGCCGCCGAUGACGCCGGUGCUGGCGCGGACCCCGUCGCCCCAAGACUCGACUACAACGGCAACAACGGCAACAACAGCAAAAGCAGCAACGGCGCAAAAAACAACAACAGCAACAACAGCAACAACAGCAUCAACAGCCACAACGGCAACAAUGGCAACAGCAGCAACAGCAGCAACAGCGACAACAACAGCAGCAGCAGCAGCAGCAGCAGCAGCAGCAGCAGCAGCAGCAGCAGCAACAGCAGCAACAGCAGCAACAGCGCCAUCAACAAGCAUCGAACCAAGAUCUGA